AUGGCUGAGGGCCCAUGUGUCAGAGAGGAUGCUGGCCACCUUCUGGGAGAGAUGAGUCAUCCUUUCAAAGCUCCAUUUGUCUUCUUCUCCAUUGGUGUUGACCUCCCUGAGUGUGGGCUUGUCCAUAUUUUGGCUGGCCAUUUCCCUUUUGGCUCUCAUGUAUUUGGGAUUCUGUGGAAGCUUACCAUUAUUACUGCCACCCUUGCAAUUUGUGCAUGUCUGGUUUACCUCUGGAGAGUUGUCCUUGCUAUAGAGCCUCAAGUAUAUCAAGUUAAUUUACAGCAAAUAACUGAAAAGAUCAACACAGUGAAGAAAGAAAACAGAGAACUGGCUGAAGCAAUAUCCAUUUGGGAACAGAAGAUCAGUGAAUCAAAGAUACGUCUUCAAGAAGCUGAGAGAAGAAGUAACAUUCACUCCGCUGAAGCUCUUAAAUUGAAAUCACAAGAUGCGAACGGUCAAUUUGAGGAUCCAGAACUGAGAGCCGUGACGUCCAAUAACUGUGAACUGGAAGAAAGUAAAAAGGCCCUGGAGGAUAAGUGUAAUGCAUUGAGGUCUGCGAAAGCAGCCAAGGAAGCCAAAGUCAGACAGUUGAAGGAGAAAGCAGGCAUCCUUGAAGAAUUCUAUGAAGAAAGAAAAGUGGCUAUAGAAAAAAAGCUGGAUACGAUGAACUGUGAACUAGCUGCAGUGAAGAAUCAGAUGGCAACUGCAGAAGAAAAUCUGAAAAUAGCUACAGAGGAAAUACACAAGUACAAGCAACAAAUUGAACAAAGACGAGAACAGCUGCAACGGGCAGAGCUCACCUUCAGACACCAGAUCGCAGUUUAUGAGAAGACUGCUCAGCACAACUGGAUCAAGACUCAGAUCUGGGAGAGGGCGAUGGCGGAGGAGAGGAGGGAGGCGGCCCACUUGAAACACAGACUGGACAUGAUGGAAGGAAAGAGGCUGCUUGAGGGAUACAUGAGGCAGAAACCAAUGCCUGGAAGACCACAGACCCAGAACCCUCCAAGGAGAGGGCCCUUUGCAGAUCCAGAAGUUGCUCCUGUGAGUGAGAACAACACAGACUCUACCAAAAGGGCCAAGAAGGACAAGGACAACUUGAACUUUGAAGAGGACCCUAAACUGUGACCAAUAGGCUGUGGCAAUGUGAUAUAUUGAGAAAAGUUGUCUGAUACGCGUAUUUGAAUGAAUCCUUUCCCUCACCAUUCCUGUCCCCUCUAUUUUGUCUGUACUCGUUUCCUGUAAUAAACCCAUCAUA
This is a messenger RNA of Lynx canadensis (Canada lynx), 1255 nucleotides long. Its product is annotated as transport and Golgi organization protein 1 homolog. Gene Ontology annotation, cellular component: endoplasmic reticulum exit site; endoplasmic reticulum membrane. Bases 1 to 1125 code for a protein of 374 amino acids. Gene Ontology annotation, biological process: vesicle cargo loading; endoplasmic reticulum to Golgi vesicle-mediated transport; protein secretion. The record is from RefSeq and is a predicted model, not a curated record. Lineage: Eukaryota; Metazoa; Chordata; Mammalia; Carnivora; Felidae. The transcript has 14 exons.